UGUAUAUUUGUGACUGUGUUGUAGAGAAUGUAUAACUGUUAGCUGAACGCUCUCGCCUGUCAAACCGAAGGCAGCUCUGGUGCGGGGAAAUAUGCCGACCUUGUCCUUGCCACUUUCAAACCUGCUCAAAAACAAGGAGGGUUUUAAGAGACUGAUCGCGGACUUUAAGUAUUUGCACUCUAGAAGCGGGAUAUGGACCGUCAGCACCAGCGCGCCGUGGAUCUCGAGCUCCCGGGGACCGAAUUCUGCUCUCGUGUCCCGGAGACAGGCUCCUGUGGGACAACUGACAGCGGGGAACAUGUGCACCAGCUCCAGUGACGACAAGACCAGCUGGCUCUGGUCUGUUUACAAUGAAACCAAACAGCAAACGCAAGAUUUAAUUCCUGUGAUAUCAAACAACUUUGUAAACCCAGAUACCAUCUUUGCUAAUAAUCAGAUGAGUCUGCAGGACAUUGAGAUCUAUGGUUUUGACUAUGAUUACACACUGGCGUUUUACUCCAGUCAUCUUCACACACUAAUAUUCAACAUCGCCCGAGACAUCCUCAUCGACGAGCACAGGUAUCCAGAGGGACUGAGGGAAUAUGAUUAUAUACCGAAUUUUGUGAUUCGUGGUCUGCACUAUGAUGUCCAAAAGGCCUUACUGAUGAAGAUUGAUGCCUUUCAUUACAUCCAGCUGGGUACAGUGUACAGGGGUCUUAAUCCUGUGCCAGAAAAGGAGGUCAUUGCGAUGUACGAGGGCUCCCAUGUACCCCUCGAGAUCAUGAGUGACUUCUAUGGCAAGAGCUCUCACGGUCACACCAUGAAGCAGUUCAUGGAUAUCUUCUCCCUGCCUGAAAUGACGCUGCUGUCAUGCGUUAAUGACUACUUCAUGAAGCACAACAUUGACUAUGAGCCUGUUCAUCUUUAUAAAGAUGUCAAGGAGGCCAUAGGAGAUGUCCAUGUCAGAGGGAUUAUGUAUAGAGCGGUAGAGGCUGAUAUUGAGAAAUACAUCUGUUACGGUGAACAGACACAUGCUGUUUUACAGAAGCUGUCUAGGAACGGAAAGAAGAUGUUUUUGAUUACGAACAGCCCAUUUGAUUUUGUAGAUCGAGGCAUGAACUACAUUGUUGGUAAAGACUGGCGGGACCUGUUCGAUGUUGUCAUAGUGCAGGCCGACAAGCCAGGCUUUUUCAAUGACAGGAGGAAACCAUUCAGACGAGUUACUGAUAAAGGCGUGCUGCUGUGGGACAGAAUUCACCACCUUGAGAAAGGGCAGAUCUAUAAACAGGGAAACCUGUAUGAGUUUUUGCGGCUUACAGGCUGGAGGGGCUCAAAGGUUUUGUACUUUGGAGAUCACAUUUACAGCGACCUUGCCGACCUGACCCUAAAACACGGUUGGAGAACAGGAGCGAUUAUUCCUGAGCUGCGUAAAGAGAUCAAAAUCAUGAAUACUGAGGAGUACGUGCACACUAUGACCUGGCUACAGGCCCUGACUGGACUGGUGGAACAAAUGCAGGUGCACCGGGACCCUGCAUCACAAACGGUGAUUCAGCAGUGGAUCGACGAACGGGAGGAGAUGAGGUUACGGACCAAAGACAUCUUCAAUGCCCAGUUCGGCAGUCUUUUCCGCACAUACCACAACCCAACCUACUUCUCACGCCGUCUGUCCCGCUUCGCUGACAUCUACAUGGCGUCCCUCAGCUGUCUGCUGAACUACGACCUCCAGCACACCUUCUACCCCAGACGCACACCCCUGCAGCACGAGUCCCCUAUCUGGCCCGAGCAGACCAGCACCGGAGCCAUAAACAUCCCCUUCCAGAGCCAAAGGACGACCACCGGAACCGAGUAGAGAUGCUGUACAAGGCUUUAAAAUUUACGCACAGAACAGCUACUUUCACAUUAUAUCACUUUAAUCAGAUGUAGUUUCAAAGACACGUGCAGGUGAGUUGCUACAUAUAUCUUAAAUUGUAGAUCUGUGCUGUGGUACACGCAAUCUGUGGAUACUUUAUUUUUGAUACUGUGUAAAACACUCUGUAUGGACGAGAAAGUACUUACGGAACUUUGUGGUGUUUUAAUGUGCCUCGUACUGUAAGCGAGAUUUUAUUUUUGUAGUUUGUAGCGUUUCUUUCAUCAUUGGCCUUCAUGAAGCUUAUCGAUAGAAUGAAGGAGAUAAUACUUGACACACAAAAGUGAAUGUACCUAUGAAAGGAUUAAAAAUUAGUCGUUUUUGAGAUGAACCUGGUUUCAAGAAGCUAAUGAUGAACAACUUUUGUUAGAACCAAAAGGGAAACUCUCAGGAAGGCAGAUGGACACUAUUGAUUUUGAAAUGAUUAUAAAAAAAUUCAGUGUUUAAUGUUUUAAAAAGCCUUACAUACUGUUUAGCAAUGUGUGAUGAUAAUGUACAACUGGCUUCAAAAAUUUUAAACCACUAGUGAUUUUUUUUUUUUUUUUUCUCCCUCUCAUAUUAAGCAACAGUUUUCAAAAUUGAUUUUUUUUUUAUAUUAGCAUUUAUUAGAAUGCUGAUUUGCAGAAAACAUGAUGGAAUUGUGGAAUCCAGUCAUGAUAAUGGAAUUUACUGUAUAAUACGGAAUGACAUGGAAUUUGACAAAUUUUGGAUGAAUAAAUCAAAAGUUGCAACCCUUUUAUUAUCAAAAUAAAAGUUUGGUUUAACUUGAAGAAAUUGUUACAGAAAUAUAUGACUUGAUGUAAUGAUAGUACUCCUACUAAUAUUAAAAUGAUUAUUAAAACAUAAUUUUUUUAAGGAAUAUUUAUCAUACAGAAUUUAUUUACCAGAAAAAAAAAUUAAAUACACAACACAGUAAUUCUGGAGAAAACCUAAAAUAAAAUAACAAUAAUAAAUUAAUUAUUUAUAGAAUUCAUUAAUUAGAAAUGCUUUUGAUCUAUAAAUUUAAUGAAACCAUUAAAAUGGAAUCUAGAAAAUGAAUAGAAAACAGAAUUUGAGAAAAAAAAAAUAGAAGGUAUUUAAUAUGUAAUUUGUUAAAUUUAAUAAAUUUCUGGAAAAGUUUCAUGAUUUUAAUUAGAUAUGAUUUUUGAUUAAUAAAAUGUAAUUUAUUCAUUACAACAGAGUCUAGAGAAAUUAAAAUGGGGAAAAAUGGAAACCAGAAAAAUUAAAAUGGAAAAACAGAAUUUUGAAAAAAAAAAACUGAAUUUGGGUGGAAAAAAUUCCAAAUGAAUUUAGGUGUUUUAUUUGUUAUUGUUAAUUAUUAUUAUUAUUAUUAUUUAAGCAAUCCUAAAACUUUCUAAGUUUAAAUUUGUUUUUGAAUCUUAAUUUUUCAUUGUGGUUUCAGAUUUUUGGUCCCUGCUGUAUGUUUUUGUCGAAUGUCGACAUUGUGUAAAUGUUUAGAAAUUAACAUUAUAGCUGAACAUAUAUAUAGUUGCUGUACAAUGAGAUUUUUUUGUGACUCCUAAAGUGAAGGAGCAUAUUGUACUGUUUCAUUUUAUGAUCGCCUAGAGGGCAUUUCUGCUUACAUGGUAAAUAUAUAUUUUUGACUUUUCAUAUUGUUUCAGUAUACUGAACAUGGUAUUGUAUGAACGUUUGCAUCGUGUUUUGAAGACGCCAGUAUUGGUUGGAUUUUGCUUUGUUGAAACUGAGAACGCACAGUAGUUUUUUUUGUUUGCUUAGCUUCUUUUUAUUGAUACUGAAGGAAGGACUGUUAUGACGCUUUCUUUGCCUUUGUCUUUUUUUUUGACACUGUUCAAAUGGGUUUAUGUGUUGAUCCUUAUUUGAAGUGUAUUUUAUUUGGGAUAUUUAUUAUAAAUUUAAUCAAACUGA
Labeo rohita (rohu) is the source of this 3772-nucleotide messenger RNA. It is a transcript of the gene nt5dc3, whose product is annotated as 5'-nucleotidase domain containing 3. Bases 92 to 1828 code for a protein of 578 amino acids. The record is from RefSeq and is a predicted model, not a curated record. Gene Ontology annotation, molecular function: 5'-nucleotidase activity. NCBI's taxonomy places the organism in Eukaryota, Metazoa, Chordata, Actinopteri, Cypriniformes, Cyprinidae. The transcript is spliced from 14 exons.